Molecule: messenger RNA, 1164 nt
Organism: Lasiodiplodia theobromae
Lineage: Eukaryota; Fungi; Ascomycota; Dothideomycetes; Botryosphaeriales; Botryosphaeriaceae
Product: TB2/DP1/HVA22-related protein
Exons: 2
Coding region: 1-1164 (387 amino acids)
Source: RefSeq, a predicted model, not a curated record
AUGUUCUUCGGAAUCUUCAACAUCUUCCCCAAUUUGCUCACGUACGUGUCUGCCUCUGCCCAGCGCUUCCUCCAGCUUCCGGAGCUCAGGCUUCAGCGUCGGAACCCGGCACAGAGCUCCACGGGGCUCACCACCCUCUUCCCCAUCUUCGCCUCGUACAAAGCGCUGCGCACCGGCGACCCGCAGCAGCUGACGCCAUGGCUGAUGUUCUGGGUGUGCUUCACCAUCGCCCAGACAGCCGAAUACUGGUUCUCGUGGGCGGUUGACUGGGUCCCCUUCUACGCGUGGAUACGCUUCGGCGCCUACCUGUACCUCGUCCAGGGGGCCCCAUACAUCUACCAGACGCACGUGCACCCCUUCCUGGUGCAGCACGAGCAUGAGAUCGAGCGCUUCAUUAGCGAUGCGCACGAAAACGGCAAGCGCGUGGGCCUGCAGUAUCUCAACCAGGCUAUCGAGUACGUCAAGGUCAACAUCCUGGGCAUGGCGCCGCGCCAGCCCACCCCGCCCCCGGCUGGCCGCCCCGGUCAGGGUGGAACCUACGCCCAAAACCUCUUCGCACGCUUCAACCUACCCUCGGCCUCCCAGGGGCUUGCCGCACCCGCCGGCGACUUCUACGGCCUGGUUUCGGGUGCCCUGCAGGGCGCCGCCCAGUGGCAGAAGCAGGGCAGCGCCUCGCGCGACGAUGCCGCCGCCGCCCUUUCCGCCAGCGGCGCCCUCAUCCCGGACGAAAUCGCCCGUGGCCGCCCCGAGGACCGCGCCAACUACAUCGCCUCGCAGCGCGACCGCCUGCAGACGCUGCUCAGCGCCUUCGACCGCGAGGCUGCCACCGCCAAUGCUUCGAGAGACCCGUCCAGGGACCGCAGUGCUGGCGGUAGUCUGACCAAGAGCAAGAGCGAGCUGGAGUUUGAUCGCGUCGAGUAUGACGAGGCGCUCGAGGGAGGAAGCAACAGCGGCGGUAGCGCACGCGGCCGCAUGGGCGGCAGGACAACCAGUACCGGUUGGAUGCCGUGGCAGUGGGGCCAGCAACAGCAGCAGCAGCAGCAGCAGCAACAGCAACAGCAACAGCCAGAGAAGGGGAGGCUGUCGCCGCAACCGCCGUCGAGGUCGCGCACGCCGUCGCGUGAGGACAGGGCAAGGGCUACGAGCAACGACCUGGCGUACUAA